UAGUUGAACACUUGAUGAAUCCAUGACAACCUUAAACAGCUUACGAGAAAAUGGCGAUAAAGAUUUGUUUUGAUGAGAAGUAUUGCUACAAAUUGUGAAAUAUGGAUUGAAACGUAACUUAUGAUUUUAACAAUUCGAUAUUUUUACAGCUAAUUUUCCUGCAUGAAUUCUUGAACAUACAUAUACACACACCAGUAAGAUGCCUACUGGAUUUGAGAAGCAGACUGCCCAGAGGGCUACAGACUGUGGGGAAACGCCGCCCUACGACAGCAAAGUUACGGCCCCCAGGAAUCCCAAGCUGAUACGAGGUCCUAAAGAAGAAAUUAAGAUGACCCCUUCUUCAUUUAUGAAAGAGAUAUCACAAACAACAGAAGAGAAGCUUGCAAACACACAUUCAAUGUACAUUCCUAAGAUAAUUGAACUCAUGGAUAUGGGUGAUAACACUCACCAAAAGUUCUCAAUGGUUGAUAUAGAUGAGCCAUUGUUCCAGCCCUUCCCUUCAGAGAUCACAUUCCAACAAUUUGAGCCUCACAUCAUUUAUGAAGUCCCUCUUCUACUAAGAAAUAAUGACAAGGUUUCGCGCCUAGUCAAAGUGUACCAAGCGGACUCGCCCUACUUCAAGAUCAUCAGUCCCCCGGAUGUAACGACCAAGGUUGCUCCUGGAAUGGCAACAAUCUUCAGAAUACAGUUCACUCCGUCAGAGAAAAGGGAUUAUAUCCAUGAACUGAUCUGCAUGACAGAGAGGGAGAAGUUUGUAGUCCCAGUGAAGGCCAUUGGUGCCAGGGCCAUGCUGGAUUUCCCUGAUGAGGUCAACUUCUCUAUGUGUCCUGUCAAGUACCCUAGCACAAAGACAUUACUGGUCAGGAACAUAGGCAACAAGGAUGCCCACUUUGCACUCUAUGCCUCAGGACCAUUCUCGGUCUCGCCAGAAAAUGGGAUUUUGGCAGUCAACGACAGUCUUCAAGUAGAAUUGACCUUUCAACCUUUGACCGUUGGAGAUCACAACGAUGACCUUGUCAUUAACUUUGACUCAGGUGAAGACAUCUGUGUGAAUCUCUAUGGUGGCGCCUACGAUGCCAAUGUGCGACUUGAUAAGAAUUCUUUGCGUAUUGAGAACACCUACAUCUCUAUGGCCAAUCAAAGGACAGUUACCAUCUCAAAUCGCAGUGAUGUCAUCGUGCACUACAAGUGGAAGCAGUGUGCGACGGCAGAGGAGGAGCAGCAGCAGAAACAAGGGUUUUUUGGUCACAUUGAAUCCGAGCAGCAAAUGGAGCAUGAUGCGUUCCUCCAAGAAUGUAUAAUGGAUCCAACACUGAGGGAUCGUAUGGCUAUCCUUACACGAACAUUCCAGAACAGACGCACGCUUGUUCAAGGGGAUGAAUUGCUGUUCUCGGAUGAUGCUUUCACUAUCAUGCCAGAAGAGGGUGACAUUUGGCCAAAUUCCACCUGUGAGAUCAGUGUAGUUUUCAAACCUUCUGUCGCCAAGGCCUAUAAUCAGAUUGCCUACUGUGACAUUGUCGGUCGGGAAACCCGACUUCCACUGAGAUUGAAAGGAGAUGGAAUUGGACCCCAAGUAUUCUUCUCCUAUGAUACCAUGAACAUGGGCCACAUCUUCAUCAACUCCAAGCAUUCAUAUGAGGUGGUUCUUGGAAAUCGUGGAGAUAUAGAUGCUGCUUUCCGGCUAGUCCCCUCCGACUCCACUUUCGGGCCUUACUUCAACUUCUCUCCCAGCUCAGGAGUGCUUGAACCUGGAGCCUUCCAGGCCAUCGAUGUGACCUUCUCCUCCCCUCACCUGGGGGACUUUAGCGAGGACUUCUACUGGGAGGUGCAAGGGUUACCCUACCAGCACAAGCUCAACUUCAGGGGCUGCGUCAUAGGACCUACCUUCCAUUUCGAUGUCCCACGUCUUAAGUUUGGUACCAUUUCAUAUGGUUUCAAGAGCACGGAGGUAGCCACAUUGGUGAAUACAGCCCUGGUGCCCAUGAGUUUCAGCCUGAGAGUCCCUGGGGAUGGUGAGGGUGAUGUGGUGUCUGCUACCAGUGGUGAGGUAACCCUAGGAAGAUCCAACUUCAGUACUCCUGCAAAGGAAUUCCAGAUCAUCCCAUCCUCUGGCAUGGUUGAACCUCAGAGUGAGGUAAAGAUUGAGGUUGAGCUGACUUCCAAUUCUCUCAAGAAGUAUGACCUUGCCCUUGUUGUUGAUGUAGAUGGAGUAGGACAGGAGUUGUUGUCUCUUCCUAUAUCAGCUAAAUGUGUUGUGCCUUCCAUAUCGGUGGUGACUCCUAUCCUAGACUACACCCGCUGCUUCUUGAACCACCCAUAUGAACUCAGCGCUCGGCUCUGCAACGAUACAGACCUUCCAGCAAAAUAUGACCUCAUUCCUCAAGAAGUGGAUGAUAUGACACCCAUGCUGUUCAGCAGCCCGGAACCGACAGGGAUCUUACCCCCUCACACUACCCGUAGGGUACCCCUAGUCAUCACCCCUCAAGGGCUGGAGGAACUAGAAACAUAUGCAGAGUUCAGCAUCUUUGGUAGCAUGGAACCACCCCUGCAAGUGGUGUUGAAGUGCAUAGGGGAGGGGCCAGUGGUCCAUGUGACCCCAGCUGAGAUAGACUGGGGUCAAACUCAGGUCCUGAAAGACAUCUCAAGGGUCGUGACCUUAUCCAAUGAGUCUCUCAUACCUGCCCCUUUCUCAGCACGUAUGGUUCGUCCAAACACCUUGUGGAAGGUUGAACCAAGCGAGGGCGUGAUACCGCCUGAGGAUACUGUGGCUGUCAAGCUGACGGUCAAUCUGGAUGAUUGCAUCAGGUUCCAGGACAAACUAGCCAUUGAUUUCAAGGACAGCCAGACUAGGUCUGUCAAGGUCCAAGCCUACGGCCAUGGAACCACCAUAGUUGCAGAACCACCAAUGACCCCCAACAUUGAACUUGGUCAUCAUUUCAGUAGCAAGCCUAGUACCAGGACCUUCAAGUUGACCAACAAGGGACGACGUCAUCAGCAGCUCUUUUGGACCACAGAGGGCUUUGCUCCAAUCAAGAUCAAGAGCCGAGAACCAGAGUACAACCCUCUUGACGUCAAGUAUCAGAAAAUGCCCCCUCCUGCUCCACCCCCAAGGCCAGUGUUCAGUCUGACGCCAUCAAGGUUUGAACUGGAGGCUGGAGAGAGUAUCGAGGUUCACCUUGAAGGAGAAAGCUCAGAGCCAAAGACAGUGAAGGAGAGGAUGUUAUGUCAUGCUAUCAUCGGUAGAACCAGUGGGAAGGAAAAGAUUAUGAAGACGGACAUCAACAUCACCUUCAUCAGUCCUGUCUUAGAGUUCUCCUCCAAGCAAGUCUCCUUCAGGGUUGAUAAGCAUCCUGAUGAUGUGCUAACCAUGCAGUACAAUGAAUUGACAAUGACCAAUGUGUCAUCACUUCCUCUGCAUACCACCGUCAAUCUGGAGGAACCAUUCCAACUCAUUGAAAAUGGGACUGAAACCUUCUCUAGUCUGGAGGUACCUCUAGAGGUUGGUGAGAGUAAGCUGAUGACUAUUCAGUUUGACCCUGCCUAUCAGAAUGAUUCUCAUAGCCGUAUAGCUGAGAAACUACUGACUGUCACCUACCUAGAACAUCCACACACUGACUAUGUCAGUCUCCGUGGCGAGGUCUUCUUCCCAAACCUGACCUUUGAGAAGAUGCAGGUCAACUUUGGCUGCAUCCUGAAUGACACCGAGGUCACCCGAUACGUCAACAUCACCAACAACAGCCCCAUGGCCGUCAACUAUCGUUGGUCCUUCCUGGAACCAGAAACACCCAUCAUGCUUUACCCUCUUCCUGUCCCUGAGCCACAAGUUGAGCCUGUUGAAGAAUAUGACUCUGAAUCAGACGAUGAAAGUGAAGCAGAGACCCAUGUGGCCUUUGAAGAACCUCUAACAGGAGAUGAUGAUCAGCUAAAGGAGGAAGAACAGAAAGAUCAAGAGAAAGGUGAAGGAGGAGCAGAGAGUGGAGAGGAAAAGAUGGAUGAGAUGAAGGAUGCUGAUGACCCAACUCCUCCAGACAAUGUCAUUGAGAAGCUCCAGAUCAUCUCUCCCAAGCCUCCCGGUGACGACAUCGACAAGGCGACCCUCAAGUCCUCCAGCCUCGCUGAUGUGGCAUCGGAGAAGGAGAGCAAGAAGGACAAGAAGUCAACGGCCACCAAGAAAAGCCCUCGUAAGUCAACGGCAAAGAGUGGAGGCAGCAAGGCAAUGAGUAAGUCCAGUAUCAAGACCGGAAGCGACGACAAGGCUAAGCAAGAUGAUGAGAUUGCUACAGUUGAUCAGCCCUUGAGUGAUCGUGAUCCUCCUGUGGUAGAGGAUGAGGUAGAGCCAGCCAGAGUUCCUAGUCCUCUUACAGCCCUCAGACCAGGUACAGCAGCAAGACAGAGACUCAACAAGCUCCAAUAUAUCCAGGCUAUCACAGAGCCAACUGCUGUUGGCAUUGAAGAGGUGUUUGAUAUCCUACCCCUCUACGGCACCCUGCUUCCUGGCGAAUCUGACACAGUGACCUUCACCUUCUACGGUCAUGCAGAGAUAGGAUCAGAAGCCAAAGCUCUCUGCAAUGUCGAGGGUGGACCAUGCUACGAGCUUGAUCUCCAGGGGGAGGCAUCCAUUGUCCAGUAUGAGUUUGAUCUCAAGAAUAUUGAUUAUGGCAGACAGAUGUACGACCAUGUCUGCAUGGCCGAGAUUACCCUGAGGAAUACUGGCAAGGUGGAGUUUGACUUCAGGGCUUUGAACAUGGACCCAUCCACCAGCAGCAGACCUCUACCAGGGGUUCCCGUCAUGGUACCUCACACUGGCCAUGUAGAGGCCUUCAGCGAGCAUAAGCUACUGGUCAAGUUCCUGCCAGGAUACCCAGAAAAGUUCCACAAGAGCUUUGAGAUCCAAGUGGCCCACUUUGAGCCUGACUAGGCCAUCAACUUGUGUGGAGAGGGUGUGUUCCCACGUGUCUCCCUCGACCUCCCUCGCUUUCCCGAUGAAGAGGGGCUCUACUGCUCCCUCAUGAAGGAGGCUAAGGAGAACCUGGGACGGGAUGUCAGGAAGAAACCCCUCCCAUGUCCUGGAGGGUCUGGAUCCCCCAUCCCUUCCCCCACCCCAAGGGAUCCUUCCCAGGAGGAUGCCAAGAGUAUCAUGUCUCUUCAGAAUGAGUUCCCAUCUGAGCUGGAAUUCCAACUGGAGGUUGAGAGACUGCUCGUCAAGGAGUUUGCCAUCGAGUACCAGCAGCAGAAUGUGGUUCUAGACACUGACCGGUCAGCAACAGCUCUAGCCACCCCAGGAGCCUUGAUGGCUAGCGUCAUGACAUCAAGGAGUAAGAAGAAUGUCAAGGCAAAGGCCCGCCUGCCAGACUACAUGCUUGACUUUGGCUAUGUCGUCCUUGGUACCGUGCGAACACACAUCAUCCGUGCCACCAACACCGGCUACUUCCCUGUCUCGUUCUCCGCCGGGGUCUCCCUGGCUGGAACCGGGUUCAAUGUGGAACUGGACCGGGUGCGUCACCUCCCCGGGUUCCCGGACCAUGAGACGGUGGACUUUAGGGUCAGUUUUGACCCCCUUGGAUCUAACCUAGGACUAGGAGAUGUGGAAGCCUUGAUACCUAUUAAUAUUAUCAAUGGACCGUGUGUGUUCCUUCGUCUGCGUGCGUGUGUAACCAUGCCUGACAUGGAGAUCUCCACAGACUGUCUGGAGUUUGGAGAUGUCCAGUGUGGCCAGUGCAAGGUGGUGACCGUUCAGCUGCAUAAUCACAAGGAGGUCAAGUGCGAGUGGUCAUCACUGCCCACUGAGAAGGAGAAGAAGCUGCUUCUGGAGAAACAAAUGAAGGUUGAUAAGCACAUGCCUCUUCACUUGAGAAGGAAGUUGAAGCCUGCGAGAUCCAUUCCUCGUAAUUUUGAGAUGAUGCCUCCUACCGGCAUGCUGCUCCCAGGUCAAAGGAUCAAUGUCCAAGUCAAGUUCAUGCCUACAGAAGAGAAACUCUACUCGGAGCGUAUUACCCUGCGCAUCAACCAGAGCAGUCAGCGUCUAACCAUGAUGGCCACCGGCAUUGGCCUAGAGCCCAGACUAGAACUCAGUCAGUCCCUACUAGAGUUUGGACCUAUUCUACCCCACAGCGCAGGAGACGAGAAGGAAGUGAUUGUCAAGAACCCCUGUACCUUCCCUAUUGAGUUCUACUCUCUGGAGUUUGAUAAGCAGUAUCUAACUGAAGAGAAGAUGCUUCGCCUGAUGAAGGACUAUGACGAACAUGGCACCCUGCUCCUGCCUCCUCGUAUUCCAAGUGAGAAGCUCCCAACAGAGAUCCUAGAAUUCUAUGAGGAGCAGAAGAGACGCCUGGAGGAAGAGGAGGAGAAGGAGAAAGCCAAGGUGGAGGCUGAGCUUGCGGCCAGGGCAGCGGCAGCAGCAGCCUUGGAAGCAGGUAAAGGCGAAGGAGGUGAAGAGGGUCAGACUGCCACCCUCACUCCAGCCGCAUCAGCAGUUGGAGGUGUCGCAGUCACCCAGCCCUCUUCUACUGGCCACCAGCCUCCUGCUGCUACAGCUACUGCUUCAGUUGCUGAGGAUGGGGCGGGACAGGACGGUGAGAAGGACAAGACAGAGGCAGACAAACAGGAAGAGGAUGAUACUCAGGACAAGAAGGAUUCAUCCAGUACUGUUGGGGUUGGUGAGUUGAUAGAGAUCACGCCAGUCUCUGCAUCUAUUGCAAGGCAUCUUGGCAUAGACUUGUCUCCAGAGGGCAAGGCUGCUAUGAGGCGCAGAGGACUGGCCUUAGUGGUCCAUGGAGCACCUCUCUCUGGUAAAACCACCACAUCUAUUGCUUUGGCUAAGCACUAUGAGGCAGCUCUCCUCACCGUUGAUAGCGUCAUUCUGGAUGCUAUCUCAAAUGGCAACACUCCCGCAGGAUUGAAGGCCAGAGAGAUGUGUGCCCAGAUGGCCCGGGCUCAGCUUGCUAAGGAAGGGGAUGGCAGUGAGGCCCAGGCACAGGGUACAGGCGGAGCACUUAGCAUGGAGGCUGUCUAUCAGCAUACACAGGGACUCGGUGCCGCUUCAGGUUCUGUCAUGGGUGGGGGAGGUGCCCACUCUGUCAUUAGCAACCGAAAGACCAGCACCAUCUCCGGCCACAAACCUGCCCACAGCAUGGUUGCUGGCGAGGAUGGAGCUCCACCCCCGCCCCCGGCUAAGGCAGAGAAAUCUGACAAGAAAGACAAGAAGGGGGCCAAGCAAGAGGGUGAUACCACCACCCAACUGUCCAGCAGUCCCCCACCGGCUGCACCUAUUGCUAGGAGGUUGAGUGUGAGCGCCAGUGUAGCCGGAGAGGAAGGUCUGAUGAGCUGUAUAUUGCCUGAUGAACUGCUUGCUGAAAUCCUGGCUGAGCGGAUGCAGUUGAACGACUGUCACAAGGGUGUUGUCUUUGAUGGUCUAGAGACACUGUUUAGUCCUAACCAGACUACUACAGCCAAGGCUCUCCUCAGGGCAUUCAACAACAGGAAGUACAUCUACUUUGUCACACUCAAACUUGACCAGGUGGUUCUACAGGCCAGGGAGAAGAGGUUACAAGAAGAGAAAGAGGAACGUGAAAGGGAGGAGGAAGAGGAGGAGAGACAGAGGCUUGAAGAGAUGUCAGAGGAUGAGUAUGAUGCCUUGACGGAGGAGGAAAGAGCCGCCAUCGAUCGGAAGAGACUCAAAGCCAAAAAAGAAAGACUCCAAAAGAAAGAAAUGGAGGAGCGCCUUGAUAGAGAACGUAAGGAAAGGGAGCUUCUUGCCCUGAUGGAAGAGAAAAAGCUGGAAGAUGAUAAAGCCAAGAAGAAGAAGGGUGGUAAACCAGGAGACAAGGAUAGCACCAAGGGAGGUGGAGGACCCGGUGGACCGGGCCAGGCGAAGAAAGGACAGGAUGGCAAGGCAGCCAUAACCUCUAGCCAGGCAACCAUCAGGAAAGGACCCCCUGACCCCACCGCUCCAUCGGACCAUGCCCUGAAGGGGGUGCAGUCCGUUGCCACGGAGAGACCAGAGUCACACGGUACAGCAGGAAGCGAUCAGCCACAGGAUGAGGGAACAAAGAAAAAGAAGAAAGACAAGGGUCGUCCUAUUUCUAACGAGGUGGUCAUUGAGCCAGAGGUUGAGAGAGAUCCGGCCAAGGAGGCCGAGAUGCUGCUGAAUAGUCGCUUCAAGGCAUUUGAGCAUGGCAUGAAAGACAUUGAGAAGAUCCUGGCAAGAUGGGAAAGAACCACAGGUCAGAUAGUCCCAGACCCUUCAGGCGAUGACAUAGAAGCAGAAGAGACCCCUGCCCAUCCACCAUCAGGCAGGAAGGGCAAGACCAAAGCAGAGAAGGAGAAAGAAAAGGAGCGAGAGAGGGAACGGCAAGAAAGGGAGAGGCUUGAGAGGGAGAAGGCUGAAAAGGCUGCAGCCGAGUCUGGAGAGCAAGGAGAGACCAAGGAGGGUGAAGGGGAAGGCAAAGAGGGGGAAGAGAAGGAGCAGCUAGGAGUACCCAACAUCAUCAUCGAUGCCAGCGAGCCUGAUGACAUGAUGGGUCAGAAGAUCUUGGACAUUGGUCAGCUGCCAUCCUGCCAGGAGGUCUUAGAUGGUCUAGGUUUAGGACCAAGUGGUCCACCCAUCCCACCUCCGGCAUCAUUCUCUGUUAUACCAUACCCUGUCAAGCGUAAGCCGCCCCUUGGUUUUGAUCCGAUGGGACACUACUACUUUGUGGCCAAUGGUCCUGAUGAUCCUAAUAUUGGACAAGAAGAGAAACCCAAAGAACCUGAGGUAGAUCCAGAAGCAGCCACACCAGACAAAGGACACAACAAGGAUGACUUUUCUACCCCUACCGGUAAGAAAGGCAAGGACAAGCUCCGGCCUGGAGCUGAGAGCACCGGGUCACGCCGCCGCUCUGCAAAAGGUUCCCGCAACCGCAAGGGAUCCAUCAGCGUGGCCUCCCCACCUCCAGGAACCACCACCCCUGGAUCAGACUUUGAUGGGCAAAGCAGUACCACUGGGGAUAUGAACAUGCAUGACUCCAAGAAUGUCAGACUUACAAUCUUCAGGUGGACCGUGCCAGCCGAGGGUGAGGUCACCCUUAAGCUGCGCUUCCAGUCUGACGAACUUGGUCAGUUUGACCAGACACUCAAUUUUGAGAUCGUUGGCACCAGGAGACGCUAUCAGCUCUUCUGCAGAGGUGUGUGUGCCUUCCCCAAUAUCAGCAGAGAACCAAGAAUUGUGUUUCCACAUCGCAAGAAGAGCAAGAAGGCGGAUGAGAUCGUCCACAAGAAGUACAUCCUGAGCACUGAGCUCCUUCAAAUGGGACCGCUCCUGGCGGGCAAGACAAGGGACCGCUACAAGGAGGGCAAGUAUCCAGAGAACAUGGAAAAACUGACAAUCAGCAACACCUCACCCCUUGAGGCAGAAAUGACCUUCUGCUUCCAACAUGAUGGUAACGGAACCACCUUCUUGCUGGAUCCACCCACCAUGGUGCUCAAGCCUAAUCAGACACAGGAAUUGACCAUCUGGGCCUAUCCAAAGAACCAGGGUUACUUUGAGGACACCAUAGUCUGCUGUAUCAAGGAAAAUCCAGAACCUGUCCAGUUCAAGAUUGGUUGCUACGGGGUCAGACCAGAGCUAGAACUUGACAAGAAACAACUCCACUUUGAGAAAGUUCUGCUUCAUCGGAAAGACACCAAGACCAUCUAUCUCCGUAACAGCACCCUCCUACCUGUGGCAUGGAGGAUCAGUGGACUGGAGUCUCUUGGUGAUGAUUUCUCAGUCAGUACUGACAGUGGUGUCAUUGAACCCAAAUCUGAGUUUGCCCUCAACGCCCACUUCAGGGCAAUGAAACCAGUCAACACCAAGAAGAUGAUCCGUCUUGAGGUAUCGGAUGUUGAGAACAUUAUGGGUCUUCUGCAGACAGAGAACAUCCAGGUUCUGGCUGAAGCCUAUGAUGUAGCCCUGGACAUGAGCUUCCCCAAGGGGGCCGAUGGUGGUCUGGACUUUGGGGUUAUCAGGGUCAUGGAUGAGACCAAACAGACUUGUUCUCUCAAGAACAAAGGCAGAUAUGAGAUUGCAUUCAGCUUUAUCUUGGAGGCCACUCCUACUAGUGGGGAGGAGAUAAUUAACUUGUUCUCCGUCAUCCCAGCCAAGGGGGUCCUGAUUCCCAAUGAUAGACCAACCCAGGUCCAGGUCAUCUUUAAGUCUAGGAAAGAGAUCACCAUCAAAGACCAGCCAAUCCUCAAGUGCCAGGUGAUUGAGCCCAACUUAAAAGACGGUGGAGAGACCAUUGCCAGUAUCCCUGUCAAACUCAGCGUCAGAUCAAUCUUCAGCAAGUAUAACAUCUACCCCAUUAACGAUAUCAACUUUGGGGCAGUUCUUGUCAAUCAGCGUAAGCCACGAACCUUUCAGAUUGAGAACAAGGGAGAAUUUGACUUCAAAUACACCAUCAACCGUAUGGUGCGUGACAUGCCUAUACAGCCAGCCAUGAUGCGAGGAAGAGCUGGAUCAAGAGCAUCCAAAGUUUCCAUGUCAAUGUCUAUGUUGAGACCACCCGGCACUAACAAGCGUAGCAAGUCGAGGGAUGGAUCAAGUUCUGGUCGGUCAGUGGCCAAACCCAAGAGGGCGGAGUCCAUCAGAUUAUCCACCAGACAAGACGUUGGUGGGGCAGGCGGUGGAGGAGGUGGAGGCGGCGGUGGUGGUGGCGGUAGUCAGACCCGUCUCCAACUGGGGAUGUUCACUGUUUAUCCAGCCUAUGGUCUGGUCUCUCCCAACAACCAGGCCACUGUCAGUGUUGACUGCCUGCCGGAAGCUGUCGGCUCUGGACUGGAGGAUCUUGCCAUUGAGAUCUCAGACCGUGACCCAGCCGAUCACCCGCAGGGUAUCCCGUACAAGCUGAUGGCUGAAGCCUGCAUCCCUGGCAUCAACCUGACAGACCUUGGCUCUAUCUUUGAGGAACAUCGCAUCGUCAAGAACCUUAGUGUCUUCCUCAACACCCAUCAGCUGGAGCUUGAUGGAGGAGGAGUCUUCGGGGAAGACGAGAACAAGUUCAUCUUUGGUCAUGUGCUGGUUGGGCGAAAGGCCAAGGCCCGCUUCAAGAUCUCCAAUGCCUACAAGGUAUCUUGCGAUGUGCUGUUCUCUUGCAAGCUCCAGACCAGUAAGCCUUCAUCUAAGCUUCAGGAUAUCUUUGACGUUGAGCCAGCAAGGGCGGCCAUCCCAGCUCAUGGCAGUGUCUAUGCCACAGUUACUUUCUCACCUCCUUCCAUGCAGACAUACACUGGUCAGUUUGAGGUGGCCAUUGAAGGCCUCAGUGGACCUCAGGCCAAGCUGCGUAACCUGUCCUUUGAGGUCCAGGGAGAGGGCAACUUGCCCCGUGUGACUGUCCUCAAACCUUCUCUGAGGAAUAAGAAGGGUGUACCCCUUCUCCUCUUCACCCGUCUACUCAGUGGCAGAUCCCAGACUCUGCCCCUCUGCCUUUCAAACGAUGGAACCUUGCCAAGCAAAGUUGAUAUUGAUCUAGAGGACACAUCAGGUUCAUUCAAGCUUCAGAGUUCAGCUCAAACCAAGCUCAUUUACCCAACAUACAGUGAUACUCUGCUAUCAGAAGCUGACUCCACCAAGAAGCACCCUCAUGCUGCCUCCCUCAUCAUCCAGCCCAACGAGAAGUCAGAGUUCAACGUGGUCUACACCGCCUCCAGCACCGGCCGCAGUGCUGCCCAGGUCCGCAUCACUGUCACCGACAAUCAGUUUGAGAACCAGCUCAUCCAGCUGGUUGGGGAGAGUUACGUUGACGAUGUUACAUUGGACAACAUCCAUAGUCUGGUUACUGAGGAGACCUUAGAUGGGGCGGUGGAGGAAGAGCAAAUUGCUGCUGCUCCAUCCAACCAUAUCCACUUUGGUGACUGUCACAUCAAUGAUGCCCGCCAGCUCUCUUUCACCAUGACCAAUCAUAGUCAGACUGACACUAUCCGGUUCCACUGGCCAGAGAACCAUCCACAGCUUAAGUUCUCUCCGGCCAUUGGUCAUCUUCAUGCUGGUUGUGCCAAGGAUGUGGUCAUCACAUUCAAGACCACCACUGCUGUCAAUCUGACCAAGGCUUCUGUGGCAUGCAAGAUGUCCAAGAUCAACUUUGAUAAGCCAGUUGAUCAGGUAAUGGACUGGGAUGACCGCUUGCGAACAGUCAGGUGGGUAGACCUGCCCGUUGCAAAUGCCCGUCCAGCUACCUCCAGUGAGCAGACUGGCGGUCGGCCUCGAUCUACCCAGGACCAGAAGAGGGAGGAUCGGGAAAGCAGGAAGGACAAGAAGGGUGCCAGCAAUGCAGCUGCUGCUGCUGCCGCCGCCGCUGCUGAGGCAGCAGAGAAGGAGAGGAAUCAGGAGGAGAUGAGACGGAAGAUGAAUGCUACGCAGGAAGUGACACGACCUACCAAAAAGAAGGUGAUUGAGACAGAGCCAGAGCCUACCCACUCUGUCAAGGAAGACUCUAGCCGUGAAAUAGAACUCAACGUCAGUGCCAAUGCAGACUUCUGCAAGUUCAAGUGCAAGACUGAGGCUGUUCACUUCAAAGACACACUCAUGUUCCAGACCAGGAUGUUCUCGUUCAUUGUGACCAACAAAGGAACUGUUGAGCUUCCUUUCAGUUGGCAAGUGGUCAUGGAGGAUGAGGUUGCACAACACAAGAGUGUCAGCUUUGCUGAUGGUGAGCAGAUGAGGCUCCCAUCCCGCUGCAGUACCUCCACAGACGGCACAGUAGAUGUAUACCCCUUCACCGUAGAGCCUGACAUGGGGUCUAUUGCACCAGGCAAGAAGCAAAACUUCAAGGUCAAGUUUGCUCCCUUGGAUAUCAAGGACUAUGAAGGCAGGCUCAUCUGCAGGGUGCCUAACCUGGAAGAGGGCAAGCAAGGACCAGUCCUGGCAGUCAAGGGCAAGAGUGUGAUGCCCUACUGCCACUUUGAUCUGGAGGAUUCGGACUACAUCACUGGAGCCAGACGCAACCCAGAGCUACCUGGACCAGGAGGGGCUCCACCUGGAUCCACCCUGGAUCCCAACACCAGGGUCCUGGAGAUGGUCUCUGUCGGUGUGCAGGUGCGCAACACACGUCACUUCUUCAUUGUGAACCCAACGGCCACGGCUUACACCUUCAUGUGGACGUGUGAGGAUGAAGAGGACCCCAAGAAACCAAUUGUAUUCCAAUGUCUCACUACAGAAGGACAGGUGGCAUCUGGCAAGAAGACACAGGUGAGCUUUGAGUUCUUGCCGAACCAGCUUGGUGUCGUGGAGUCUUUCUGGAGGUUCACCAUCCCCGAGCAGAACAUCUCCGUCCCAUUCCUCUUGGUAGGUGACGCCCACGAACCUGCCGUCUCUACCGACAGAUCCCACAUCAACUUCAAGUCAAUGCUUCUUGGUAAUGAGGCCUAUGAGAGGAUUUUCCUGAUCAAUAACGAGGCUAGAGCGUUUGAUUUUGAGAUCAACGAGACGUCUUGUCACUCGGAAGCAUUCUCUUCAAGGCUUCACUUGACUCCCAUGAAGGGUACCAUCCUACCAAAUGACAGGAUCCCCAUUGAUGUCUCCUUCACCCCUCAUGAGGAGAAGGUGGUCAACUUCAACGUUCAGAUUCAGGUCCGGAAGAAGACCCUGCCAAUCUGUCUCAAUGUCAAAGCCGAGGGCUACUCCAUGAACUGCAUCGUCCAGUGUGAAGACUCUACCGGUCAGAAGAAAGAUCUGUCUAGUUCUGGCAUCAAUUGUAUUGAUUUUGGAGAGAUUGAGGUGAACGAGAAAGCAGUACGUUCUCUGUACAUCAUCAACACCGGCAAGUUCAACUUUGACUUUGAAUGGAUCUUAAAGGAAGAGACCAAAGGAAACAACUCUAAGCUCUUGAGUAUCUCACCAGAGUUUGGUGGUGUUCCCUGCAAUGAUCGUAAGCGUAGCGUCCUGGCAUUCAAACCCACGUACAAGACAACCCUCAGAGGAUGUGAGCUUAUUUGUAAGAUUGCCAAUGGUCCAUCGUACGAGGUGAAGAUCGUAGGUCAUGGGGUUGCCCCCGGUCUUCAUUUCUCCUUCCCUCAGUAUGACUUUGGACCAUGUUUCAUCCAUCGAGCUGGAAUGCCUACCCACUCUAAGACACUGACACUCACCAACAGAGACAGCAAAGACAUCAGUGUUGAUUGCCUGUAUACAAGCACAUCCCACCUACAUCUCCAGUUUGAUGCAACGGUGUUGUCACCAGGAGAGAGCAAGGAUAUCACCUUUACAUUCUAUCCUAGAGAAACAAUCAGAUAUCAUGAGAUCAUUCAGUUUGAGCUCAAUGGAUUAUCUCGCACACAGGUCGAGAUCUUUGGUCUUGGGACCGAGAUGCGAGUGGAGGUGGCCAACUCUAAGGACCGCAUCGUCAGCUUCGGGGCCUUGCGCAUCGGCCAGGUGAUCAAGAGAACUGUUCCUAUCAUCAACAACAGCCCUGCUCCUCUGUCUUUCAACGUAGCCAUCACACCUCUCAACCCCAUCCUGCAGCAGGUACCCAACGUCUUGAAACUGGCUCCCUCCCAGGAGAUUAGCCUCAAGGCCAAGGGUGGGGCCUCACAGCUAGAGCUGGUCUUCAGUCCCAAGUGCCGCAUCCCACAGUUCACGGAAGAGAUUAUGUUGGAGUGUGCAGGUCUUUCUCAACCUCUAUUGGUGGUGACAGGAUCCUGCCAGGGAAUCGAGAUCAAUCUGGACCAGGAAUCCAUCCCGUUUGGAGCCGUGGUCCUCAAGAGCAGUACCACCCGCAAGCUUCUCAUGUACAACACGGGAGACGUCGGCGCUGCAUUCAAAUGGAAUGCAGACAAGUUUGCCCCUGAUUUUGCCAUCAGCCCAUCGGAGGGUUAUAUCUCACAAGGAAUGACAGUGACCUUUGAGGUCAAGUUCCAACCAACCAAAGUUUGCCAGGAUAUCAGAUACGAUAAACUGAGCUGCAGAAUCGAGGGAGGACGCCCUCUCAAGUUGGUCCUGACUGGCAUGUGCGUCGGCUGCCAGCCACAGAAGGAGAUCCUUCACUUCAGCACCCACGUCCGUGUCAAGGAUACGCGCAGCCUGACCCUCCACAACCGCACCAAUCAGCGAUGGGAACAGCUCCGGCCGGUGAUAGAGGGGGAACACUGGACAGGUGCUGAGGCAAUCACUGUGGAACCCCAACACAGCAAAGCCUAUGAGCUCAUCUACAGGCCUCUGGUCAUGACAGCCGAGGGCAAGAAACAUACGGGCAGUGUAUUCUUUGCUUUACCUGAUGGCUCAGGAUUGAUGUACAACAUGGUAGGUGUGUCUGAACCACCCAAGGCUGCAGGAAACAUCACCAGGGAUAUCCCGAGUAAAACACACUACACAGAGAGCCUUUCUGUCUCCAACUGGCUGAAGAGACCGCAAAGAUUUAAGGCCAGUAUUGAGAUGAUCAAACCGGACAAACUAGAUCCAGCUACCACUCUGAAGGGCCUGGAUUACAUUGAUGUUCCAGGUCUUAGCAAGAGGGACUACAAACUCAACUUCUUCUGCCACAAAGAGGCAUCUUAUGCUGCAAAGAUCUUAUUCCGUAAUGAGCAGACCAACGAGUUCCAGUUCUACUACAUCACCUUCAAGAGUACGCCACCGGGUAUCAUUGACAUGGUGGAGAUGAGCACACCGGUCCGUCUGAGUACCUCCCACACCAUCACCCUUGAGAACCCCCUGUCAUUGCCUGUCACCUUCCAGACUAACUGUGCCAUCAAUGAUAUCAUGGUCCCGCCUCAGCUUAUUGUGCCUCCACAAUCAGAGGGUGUCUUGAACUUCGAGUAUCUUCCUCUCAAGACCGGUGAGGUCUCCGGCAAGAUGACCCUAGCCAGCAACGAGCUAGGACAGUACGCAUAUGACCUUCAGCUGACCGCCACAGCAGCAGGGCCAGAGAAGGCUGUCUUCUUCAGGGCUUCACUGGGUGGGAACCAUACACAGACUACAAAGUUUACAAACUUUGCCAAAGUGAAGACUGAAUAUUCUUGCAAGAUUGACAACAAUGACUUUCACUGUGAUAAGAACAUCACUGCUGCUCCAGGAUCCGGUGGUGGUAGUGAGGUCAGCUUUGACAUCAACUUUGAACCUUCACGUCUGGGCGAGACUCGCGGCACCCUCACCCUCCACUCCCCCCUGGGUGGGGAGUACACCUUCCCUCUCUUUGGCACCUGCAUUGCCCCCAAGCCCCAGGGGCCAUACACCAUCAAGGCUGGCUCCACCACCUCAAUCCCCUUCAGGAAUAUCUUCUCCCACACCACCGCCUUCAUCUUCCAGGUGGACAACCCUUCCUUCUCCUGCAAGACAGGAGACCAGGUCCGGGGCAAGAAGACCCACAACAUCAUCAUUGGCUACGAGGGCAACAAUGACGGUACCAAGGCACCCAAGAUGGGCAAGCUGGUGGUGACCUGUGCCAGAUCUGCAGGAGGUGCUGCCAACGUAUCCUGGACAUACUAUCUAAAAGGCAUCACACCUUGAAGAACUAGCAUAGAUGUAACAAGGAUGCUAUUUUUCAAGCCAAUGCCUCAAUUUAGCUCUUGUUACUAUACUUGAAACUGUUAAGUUUGCAUAGUAUCCUAUAUAUUAAUUGUCAAGAAUUCUGAUCAGUUCUAACCCUGAUACGAGGUUUGGACCAAGCACACCUACAGGAGAUCACUAGUGGAUCAUUCUAAGAUAAGAAUGGUAGUCUCCAAUUGUUUUUCAUGCCAGCAUAUGCAACUUGCUUUAAAUUAGUGGCAAUGCCAGGGCUUUGACUUUUGGUUCUGUCCCUUGCUAUCAUCACACUUCAACAUGAUGUGUCUCACUAUAUGCCCACCACAUGCCUUUUUACCAUGUAUUCCUCUUCUUCAUCUGCAAUCAGUUGUUAUCUCUUUACCAUUUUUCUUCCG
Molecule: messenger RNA, 16860 nt
Organism: Lytechinus variegatus (green sea urchin)
Lineage: Eukaryota; Metazoa; Echinodermata; Echinoidea; Temnopleuroida; Toxopneustidae
Product: hydrocephalus-inducing protein homolog
Biological process (GO): cilium movement; axonemal central apparatus assembly
Cellular component (GO): axoneme
Source: RefSeq, a predicted model, not a curated record